AGUUCUCUGCAUGCAGUUUUCCAAAACUAAUUUUAACUUUAGUUAGAAUUUGACUACUUAUUUAGAAUAUUGAGUAUUGCAUUCUUAUCACUAAAGAAAUUGAAGUCACUGACAGUUGUACGGGGACUGUUUUUCACGUCAGCAAAACACUUGAAAUCUGAAAGAAAUUAUAACAUAUAUAAACAAGGAAUAUUUCUAUUUUUUUUUUUUUUUUUGUAAUGGCACUUUUCACAAAGUGUUCUCAUUCCCGUACACAAUCCGCCUUAGCCACCCCUCCUAAAGAACAAAGACGGACAUAUAACCUCAAUAGGCAGAGAUAUAUCUGUACUGAUUUAAUGCUUUAUACAUUCCAUUGUUUUUAAUUCACAAAAACGUUGAAAACUAAUUAUAAUUUGUUAAGAUUUUUUCAUUUGAAAUCGAUAAUUGCAAAUGCAGUUCAGAAUGAGAUGUUACGAAAGUAUGAUCUCAUGUAGCAUAAUAGAAAAAGACUGUAACAAUGAUACUUUGUGGACUUGGAAUUAUCCAUCUAUAGCAAAUUUAGAUAAAGCGAUAAUAACUAGAAAGUACAAUUUUCAACUGGAGCACAACUAUUUUCAGACAUUUAUUUUUUCAAGACAUAAUUCUAAAUGGUUUUACAUUUAUAAUAGUGAUACUUCAGAAUCUGAUAUCCUGGUCAAAGUUAAACAAUUUGCUAUUGUACUAAUAGCUCAGGAUUAUUUUCCUCACAAAUAUCAAUCAUUAGGUAAAAUUCUAAGUCGGGCUUAUAUUAAAAGUGGUAGCCCAAUAGACAUAUUAAAAUUGUAUCUCAUGACAUUUUCAAAAAAUUCCUGCAUCAUAAAUGACAAUCAUAUAUUUUCAUCACAAGAUUUUGAUGAUUUACCUUUUGGAACAACUACUAAUAUUAGAGAAUUAAUCAAAACUUUUGAGUUAGAAAUAAUAUUGAUUUAUACUGCUUUACUAUUAAAAAAACGGAUUGUAGUUUAUCAUCACAGUUUAGAAGAAUUAUUAAAAUGGAUAAAAUCAUUUCCUGCUUUAAUGAAACAUAGAAAGCUUACAGACUACCUAUUCUCAUGGGUAGAUUUUGUACCCGAUGAACUUUUUGAAUUGAAGAAACAUUCCUUUUACAUAGCUGGCUUCAAAGAUAGUAUAAUAUCUUCUAGAACAGACUUGUAUGAUUUAUUAGUCAAUAUUCCAGCUAGAGAAAUAAUUAUAGCAAAUCAUGCAAAAGAAAGUUUAAACAUGACCAAAACUCACAAAGAAAUUGCAAUGUUCAUGUUACAACUUGGUGAAAAUCAAUCAUUCUCAGAAGCCCAGAUUAUAUCUGAGAUAAAUGAUAAGACUCAAGAUUUACUAAAACAAUUAACAUCGUUGGCUACAGUGAAAACUUGUGAAGGAGAUAUGAAAGUUCCAAUUCAAGCCAUAAAAGGAAAAAAUCUUUCAACUGCUGUGGAAAAUUUUCUGGUCAAUCUUGCUGUAGCUGAAAAUUUACUCAUUAUGUGAUAUUACCAAGACAAACAUACAAUAUAGCAUUGAUAUUAUAUUUUAAAAAUAAAUAUUAACAAAAAGUUCCAA
Messenger RNA from Trichogramma pretiosum, 1572 nucleotides. RefSeq names its product protein FAM45A-like. Gene Ontology annotation, cellular component: late endosome. Gene Ontology annotation, molecular function: guanyl-nucleotide exchange factor activity; small GTPase binding. The transcript has 5 exons. Bases 430 to 1500 code for a protein of 356 amino acids. Gene Ontology annotation, biological process: protein transport; regulation of early endosome to late endosome transport. The record is from RefSeq and is a predicted model, not a curated record. NCBI's taxonomy places the organism in Eukaryota, Metazoa, Arthropoda, Insecta, Hymenoptera, Trichogrammatidae.